Messenger RNA from Rangifer tarandus platyrhynchus (Svalbard reindeer), 1263 nucleotides. The record is from the annotation of a GenBank genome assembly. NCBI's taxonomy places the organism in Eukaryota, Metazoa, Chordata, Mammalia, Artiodactyla, Cervidae.
AUGACACCCCGUCUCGGGACCCUCCGUACCACCCACCCGACCAGGACUCCACACAGGCCUCCCCACGGCGGCCUAAGAAGAGAACUCCACGGGGGACGGGCAGUGGUGGCGAAGGAGAGAGAGACCCAGGAUACAGGACAGGAGAGGCGGCCGAAGAGCCUCUGUGCUGAGCUCCCAAGGUUCUGUCACAUGCUGGCCAGACCAGCCCUGCUUAACUGCUGGGGUCAGAACCGGUCAGACGGUGGGCGCUGCAGCCCAGUCCUCGGGGGCACCGCGGAGUGGGCAGCAAGCUCGCCUGCCCGCCUGUGGACUAGGCCACCACCUCAGAUGGAGCAGCGUUGCACUCAGGUGCUGACGUCACCCAUUCACUGUGACGUCCUCCUUGGUCAGAGCCUGCUCACUGCCACCUGCCUUUCCCUUUUCAUCUCUUCAGAAUGUGCAGACGUGGCGAUCAGACACGACCUCCCAAGAGUGUUCACAGGAAACGGUGCCGCGCACGGGCAGAAGUGCCCGGGUGAGCAUCUGCCAUCAGACCCACGAACUGAGCUCCCUUUGUGCCGGGAAUGGGUCGUCUGCAGAAUGCAGAGGAGAGUCUGUGCCACACAGACCGAUGGUAAGAAGUUCACAGGAGUCUCGGCUCCUGGAAGCUGCCUGGGUCUGCUUAGUGGAGGCUCCAGGAGUGAAGCGGGCGACCACAGGAGCGGCGGCAGCAAACUGCAGCACAGCUCGCUGGCGAGGGUUCCUGGAGGACGCAACGGUGACAGAAGCUGGGUUUUCAAUGGCAACAAUGGCAUGAGCUGUCGACAGAAGUUUCUCCCAGGUUCUCUUCGGAUUCCUAAUGUAGACGCCCUCACUUUUCCUUCUGUAGAUGUACUGCUCCACUGGGAAGUAAAGACCCGGGGGCUACUUCUGCGCACGGGGGUGGUGCAUGUCGUCUCCCCUCCACGUCCUCCCCAGAGGGCAAGGGCUGGCGCCUGGCCACCAAGUCGCCCUGAGUUGGAGGGGGCCGUGGGGGGUCGGGGCUGGGCUUCAGAACAGCAGGUGCUGGGGAACACCUGCUACGUGAAUGCACUGCUGCACUGUCUGAGUCACACGCCACCCCUGGCCCGCUGGAAUGUGUCCCAGCAGCACGCCACCCUCUAUCCGGCCCGAACCUCCUGCACGCUCUGUGCUGGGCGAGCUCACGUGACCCGAGCCCUCCUUCACCCGGGAGAGGUGAUCCGGCCCCGCAAGGACCUGCCGGCGGGCUUCCACAGACACUAG